Messenger RNA from Ilex paraguariensis (yerba mate), 1575 nucleotides. Lineage: Eukaryota; Viridiplantae; Streptophyta; Magnoliopsida; Aquifoliales; Aquifoliaceae. The record is from the annotation of a GenBank genome assembly.
AUGGGAGUGCAAUUAGCAGCAGAGCAGGCAGGGUUCGUUGAAAUGGAGAAUGUUAUUUUCACAGAUUCAGAGUUGGUGCAUCAUGUAAGGGACGCCCUCAGAGCUGCCCUCUUGGGAGACACUGACAAUUAUAACCAGCUAGUUGGCGUGUUGCACCACAGUGAACGCCUAGCUCCCGAUGAGGUGGCCCUUCUUGUGACUAGUUUAAAGGCUAUAACUGGAGCAGUUUCAUACGUUGAUGUUGUGCACCAUCACUCUCUUCUUUCUUGUAUAUGUGGAAUGAGUUUGUGGAACUAUGGGCCUGACGUGAUGGAUGCAUUGGUUGAAUUAAUGACAUCCUUGGCUGCAUCCAGUGGGAAAUAUGUUGAUUUAUGCUUGGAUAUGCUCGUAAGCAAUUUUAUGCCUCCUUAUUCUUUCCUAGAAUCGCUGAAGGAGCCUCGUGGUAUUGCAAGAAAGGAUCAAGUUCUUGAUCGUGUGCAUUUAGCACUGAAAGACAUUGCUGAUUUAUUGCCUCUUAUCCCUUGGAGAUUGGAGAAAAUAAUCAUUGAUAGAAUGCCAAAUAUAUAUACAAAAGAACCUUUGAUCGUGAUAUAUGUGGAGAACAUGUUAAGGUUGGAGAGUGGUCCCAUGGGAGAACUUGUUGGGAGCAUGAUGAUUACUGCAGUGAUGGAUAGGCUGAUAGAUUUGGAUGUGGAAAUACCAUGGGAGGAAAUUUUACAGGAUGAUUCCAAUAAAGGCAUCUUUGAGAUGGAGCUUGAAGAUUUGGAAGUCUCUGCAUAUUAUGCUGAGAAUGACGGUGAUGAGGAUAGAUUAUCCAAAAGUCUGAGCAAUUUUAAGUUGAAAGCAAAAUUGGAUAGUGGAAAUGACUGGCGGUGCUUUGGAAAAGACACAUUCAGCACAGUGGAUAAGCCCCUUGACAGACAGGCAUAUAGAACAGUUUCAGCCCUUCUCUUGGCACCAUCAAGAGUUCGUCCUGAUGACUGUGUGUAUUUCCCUACUCAAUAUGGAGGAAGGUUGACGUUGUCCUUAAGUUAUACAGAAAUUAAUGUGGAACUGCAACUUCCAAGGGAAUUUUUGAGGCAAAGGCUAUUUGGGGGAAACUUAGUUGCUGAAAAAUUAGAUAGCUUGCUGGUGCUCACACUGGAACACCUUAAAUCCUGUAAUGAUGGUGGCCGUUUGAUUCAAGUAUUCGAAUGUCUCCUCCAGUCAUUUGACAAAACUGUUUUGACUGCUUACAAAUCAAAAUUUACCCAGUUUGUAGUGUUCUAUGUCUGUUCACUAGAUCCUGAAAAUUGUGGAAAGAAGUUUGCGAGUAUGCUUGCAAAUAUUUUUAUGAAUGAUGUCUAUGCCGAAAGAAGGAUGAGUGCUGUUGCUUAUCUUGCUAGUUAUUUGUCUCGUGCAAAGUUUCUACCCCCGUCAUAUGUUGCUACCAUGUUGGAAAGUCUGGUAGAUUGGUGUUCAGAUUAUUGCAAAAGCCAGGAUGGUGACGUUAAUCCAAAAGCACAUAGAGUGUUUUAUUCCGGAUGUCAGGUAUGUGAUGAUUUGACACCACCUCUGAUUAUUCCCAGAGCUUAA